CCAACGCCCCACCACCACACGCCACGCCGGCGACGUUUCCCUCCCUCCUCCUCCUCAGGCCACCGGAGCUCCCCCACCCAUCUCCAGCUACCGCGGCCCGGCCACGGCAUGCUGCCCGUCACGCGCCCUGCCCACCACCAUCCCCGCCUCCUCUGCACUACCGCCCCUGCGGCCCCAGCUCCGCAGGGGCGCUCUCGUCCUCCUCGUGCCCGAGCCCGCCCCCGGACGGUAAGCCUCGUUGGCCGGGCGCGCCGCCCUCCAAGCAGCGCCGGAGCGGGAGAAACGGAAACGGAAGCGGCCGCGGACGCUACGAGCUCCACCGCCAGCGGCAACGUCCUGUCCUUCCUGUGCCCGCUCCUCAAGUUCCUCGGGGGAGGUGACCCUUCGCAGGAGAGGAAUGACAUCGUGGAGGUUGCUACAUCUUCACUCUCAAGUUUAGCUAGACUACCAUGGGGUUCAAGUGUAUCUACUAGCAGUGAGAAUGAUGUUAUCCCAACAAGUACUCCGACUCUGCAAUUGUAUGAGUUUGAGGCAUGCCCCUUCUGUAGGAGAGUUCGGGAGGCCAUGACUGAGCUUGACCUUUCUGCAGAGGUAUAUCCUUGCCCAAAAGGGUCACUAAGACAUAGAGACGUGGUCAAGAAAAUUGGAGGGAAAGAACAGUUUCCACUUCUUGUUGAUGCAAGUAAUGGUGUCACCAUGUAUGAAAGUGGUGAUAUUGUAAAAUACCUGUUCGGACAGUAUGGACAAGGAAAGAAUCCUUCAAUUGGACUCCUUGAGAGUACAAUUCUUACAGGAUGGGUGCCUACUCUUCUUCGAGCUGGAAGAGGAAUGACAUUGUGGAACAAAGCUGGUGUGGUACCUGAAGAUAAACUAGAACUCUUUUCAUUUGAGAACAAUACUUAUGCAAGGAUUGUCCGUGAGGCUCUCUGUGAAUUGGAGGUUCCUUAUAUCCUCCAGAAUUGUGGAGAGGGGUCCUCAAAGAUAGAUUUGCUUCAAAGGAUAGCAGGUUCCAAGCAGGUGCCAUAUCUGAUUGAUCCUAAUACCGGGUUCCAAUCGGGCGACCAUAAGAAGAUACUGUCCUACUUAUUUCAACAAUACUCGACUAGUGGGUAGCUUCUUUCUGAAGGUCAGAAAAUCACACACAUCCUCUGAAAGACUUGCCUUCUCCAGUAGAAAGCAGACAUGAGAAACGUAUGUAUAGCUUCAGUGUCCAUUUUGCACAGAGAAACCAGUAGCUUUUCAUGGCUCUCGCCUGGUAGAUUAUGCCAAUCUUAUGUAAUAUACACAUGCUCUAUGUACAAAGUACCGCAGCUUUUGGUCGCACAAGCAAACAAGAGGAGUAGCACAUGAAACUGCCGGCAGCUGUCCAAUGUAUCUUGGAUUCUGCUACAAUUUUCUGUGCUAUCUUCAUGGCGUCUCCAUCCCAAAGUAAUAUUUCUUUGUACUUUUAGACUAUUCAGUAUGCACAGGGAGAGGUACGCGACAGGAUCGUGUAUCAUCGGGCAAGGCAUGCGACGCACCCGUGAAUCUUGUCAUGAAUUUUU
Messenger RNA from Oryza brachyantha (malo sina), 1544 nucleotides. RefSeq lists its product as uncharacterized. The coding region runs from base 109 to 1113 and encodes 334 amino acids. The transcript is spliced from 10 exons. Gene Ontology annotation, cellular component: chloroplast. The record is from RefSeq and is a predicted model, not a curated record. Lineage: Eukaryota; Viridiplantae; Streptophyta; Magnoliopsida; Poales; Poaceae.